Molecule: messenger RNA, 729 nt
Organism: Closterium sp. Naga37s-1
Lineage: Eukaryota; Viridiplantae; Streptophyta; Zygnematophyceae; Desmidiales; Closteriaceae
Source: the annotation of a GenBank genome assembly
AUGACGGUCGCCGAGGACUUAACCGGCAAGGCCGAAAAUCUUUCCAGCAACGUGGUCUACAGCGAGUCAACGUAUAACGGAACCCCCUGGGGCCCCCAUAACGAGUACGAGCACCAGUACAAGCCUUCCCAGUCCCGCAGCGCGCAGCUGAAGCAGACGGCUCGUGAGGUCAUGGAUGCGACGAGGAGCGCGGCGCGAGAGGCGUGGGGAAGAGGCGCAGAAGGGUGCAGUGCGGUGGUUGACCGAGCCGUGGGUUGGGCGCGCGAAGGGGGGACGUGGCGGUGGGUUGUUCUAGGAACGACCGCCGCAUCGCUCCUCUCUCUCGCCCUCUGCACAGCCGUGUCCCUCAUAGUCACUGUAGCUCUCACCACUGCUGCUCUCAUCGUCUGCUCUGCUUCUGCCAUUGCGGCUGCUGCUCUCUUUCUCUUCCUCAUGCUCUUCGGGGUUACUGCUGUGCUCUGUGUUGCUGCGUCUGCUGUGGCCUUCACUGCCAUGGCUGUAGCUUCAGCAGCAAUCACAUGCAUUCUCUUUGCUGCUGGGACGGCCCUGUCAGCAUGUGCAUGGUGGUGGCUCCUCACACAUGUCACCUCUGCCCUGCACUAUUCUGCUGCCACCACCAAAAGCUACAUCCUGCCAGCUCCCCACACUGCCACCCACGCUGGUGCCCGUGCACAUGCUCAGAGGAUUCCCCUAAAAGCUGGAGCAGCUGCUUCAGAGAAAGGCUACUGA